This is a messenger RNA of Salvia miltiorrhiza (redroot sage), 1710 nucleotides long. RefSeq names its product beta-amyrin 6-beta-monooxygenase-like. The record is from RefSeq and is a predicted model, not a curated record. Gene Ontology annotation, molecular function: iron ion binding; monooxygenase activity; heme binding. The transcript is spliced from 3 exons. NCBI's taxonomy places the organism in Eukaryota, Viridiplantae, Streptophyta, Magnoliopsida, Lamiales, Lamiaceae. Gene Ontology annotation, biological process: sterol metabolic process. The coding region runs from base 180 to 1586 and encodes 468 amino acids.
GUAUCAUCCCUUCCAUCCUUCCCCUAAAUAACUUCCUAGCACCUUGCUAGGAAGUUAAUAUUAUUAAUAUAAUAGUACGAUUGUAUUAUGUAAGGAAGAAGCAGUAAUUUAUACUACUCAUUUAUCUCUCUUCACUUAACUUGUCUAGUAGCCGUAGCAACCAGAAUCCAGAAACAAGCAUGGAGAGCUUCAUGCCAUAUCUUCUCUCUCUUCUACUUCUUCGCCUCUCUCUCUAUCUCAUCUCGUUUGUCCGAAAGAAGGGGAAAAACCUGCCUCCCGGCUGCAACAGUUGGGUGAGAGAAAAUCUGAGUCUCAACCUAAUAGGCAGCCGAUUUUUUUUCCAACACAGGAUGCAAAAAUAUUCUCCUGCUCAGGUAUUCAAAACCUCCAUCUUCGGAGUGGAGGCGGCGGUAUUCUGCGGCGCCCAGGGCAACAAAUUCCUCUUCACCAACGAGACCAAGCUGGUAUCCGCGUGGCGUACUCCGUCAUUGCGGAAGGCGCUGCUGCCGGCGUUCGUCGCGAACAACAAGAAGAACCCGGUAGCCAUAUUCCGCAGCUACGACCUGGCCAAGCCGGACGCCUUGAGGCAAUACAUUCCGGUGAUGGACGCGGUUGUGCGUCGGCUACUGCCGGAGAGGCCUAACUCAGUGGUGAAGAUGCUUCCCUUGUCCAACAAGUACUCAUUUGAGCUAGCGUUUAAGCUAUUUACGGAUGCGGCGGUGCCGGAGGUCCUAGAAAAGUUGAUAGAGCCCUUUGGUCUGUUGGUCGACGGGAUGCUAGCCCUGCCUAUAAACUUGCCGGGGACGACCUUCAGCCGUGCUGUUAAAGCGGGCCAAGUGGCGCGCGCUGAGGUGAUGAGGAUGGUGAAGGAGAGGAGAAAGGAGAUGAGGGAGACGGGCGAAGGCGAAGGCGAGGGGCGAGACAUGCUUUCCAAGAUGCUGCUUUUGAGUGAUGAAGAUGAGGAAUACGAUACAAUGGUUGCUAACUUCGUUGUUGGUCUUGUUGUGGUUAGCUACGAUUCAACGGCAUCUGCAAUCACUGCUGUCGUCCAUUUUCUUGCUGAGCUUCCACACAUUUACCAACAGGUUCUCAGAGAGCAAAUGGAGAUUGCGAAAUCCAAAGGCCCCGAUGAGCCACUGACGUGGGAGGAUAUGGAGAAGAUGAAGUACUCAUGGAACGUUGCGCGUGAAUCACUGAGGCUAUUACCGCCUGCCGUAGGAGGAUUCAAGGAAGCCACAACUGACUUCACAUAUGCUGGUUACACCAUUCCCAAAGGAUAUAAGACGUAUUGGACACCUCAUUCAUCCCACAUGAAUCCUGAGUACUUCCCGGAGCCGGAGAAGUUUGAGCCGUCGCGAUUUGAGGGUAGUGGACCGCCACCUUACACGUUCGUUCCCUUCGGAGGAGGACCAAGAAUGUGCGCUGGAAAAGACUAUGCUAGGGUUGCAAUCUUGGUGUUCAUGCAUAAUCUGGUGACCAGAUUCAGACUUGAAAAGGUCAUCCCCGAUGAGAAGAUGGUGUUCCAUGCUACUAGGGCAGUGCCGGCCCAUGGUCUUCCGAUUCACCUACACCCUCAUUCAAAUUAAAUCACCUACUCACUUUUCUGUUACCACUUGUGUCCAAUUGUUCAACACUUGUCGUCUCAAUAAGUUAACAGAUUUUCCAUGUUCAACUAUAAACUUGAUCCAUGAAUUUUAGUUUUAUUUAUUA